Stegodyphus dumicola is the source of this 6725-nucleotide messenger RNA. RefSeq lists its product as uncharacterized. Gene Ontology annotation, molecular function: sequence-specific DNA binding; DNA-binding transcription factor activity. Gene Ontology annotation, biological process: regulation of DNA-templated transcription. Lineage: Eukaryota; Metazoa; Arthropoda; Arachnida; Araneae; Eresidae. The record is from RefSeq and is a predicted model, not a curated record.
UUUUUAAUAAUUAAGCCCAACAUUAAGCCAUUUCAUAAUAUGUCAGACUUCCUGCAGACGAUAUUUUUAAAUUAACCGUUAUUAAAUAUCGUCUGAUUUUUGACCGUUAUGUAUAGCAAAGAAUUUCACUAGGAGUUGAAUUUUAUGGAUCUGUACUUAAGAUUUGCGUCGUUGAAAGUUCGCAUUCAGAAAUCAGAUUUUAAUAUUAAAUUAUGAAUAAGCUGCCGAAUAAAUUCCAGCAUAAGAUAUAUAGAGCUGUAUCUGAAUGCAAAACUGGAGCAUUAAGAUGGAGCGAAGAAGGAGAUUCAGUAAUAUUUAACUUCCCGCAGUUUAAGAUCGAAUACUUAGGUGCAGAUGAUUCAAUAAGUCGAAGCUCAAGUAUUCCGUCAUUUAUCCGUCAACUGAACCUUUAUGGAUUUAGAAAGCUUGUGGAUUUAACUCGUGAAAACAAUUGUUCUGAAUAUGCAAAUAUCUAUUUCCAACGAGGUAAACCAGAAUUAUUGGAUUUUAUAACUAGAAAUAAUACUCAACCAAAAUUUAUGAAAAACCUAAAGGUGAAGAAGGAGGUUUUAUUUGAUGCAGACAAUACGAACAAGGGAAAUGAAUUGUCGAAGUGGAAAACUUCAAUACAAUCAAGAAAGUGUAGUUCUUUGAAACAGACUUUGGAUACUGAAGAUAAAGAAAAAUUUGAUCUAAGAGCAAGUCUUGCAGAAACUGUUAAAACAAGGAAACGAAAAUGCGUUCUGAAAAAUGCCACCGGGUCCCAAAGAGAAGAGCAAAUACAUGUCGGAGACGAAGUUCCAAAGAAAAGAAAUAAGCCUAUCACAGUGAAAUCAGCUUUUAAUAUGCAGCACAGGCCAGUAAACCUAAAGAAUGGAGAUAAUUUUCUGAAGAAAGCACAACAGACAGGUUUGGAUAUGCAAUAUAAGCUUCCUGUCCUUAAUGAAACCACUGUGUCUUCAAAAUCAAAAGCAAGUUUUCCCGUGCAGCAUAAACCUUUUUUUCUGAAAAGAAAUGAAGCACCAAAGGUUACUGAAAAUUCUAUUGUUGCUCUUAAACCUCCUAACCAGAUUGGAAACAAUUUCAUGAUUUCAACGCAACCUGCCGCUGAUAAGAAGAAACAGAAGCAUCAAGUCCUAAAUGGAUACAGUGUCCCAAUGACUACAGAAAAUCCUGGUAUGCAGUAUAAGGCAACUAUUUAUUCAAAUAGCGAAAACACACAAGAUGUGAUAUAUAUUGGAAAAUUUCAGAGUUCUGUGCCAAAAUCCAGACAAAAUUCGAAUAUGGUUGUCAUCAAGCAUGAACCUGAAGAUGUAACAAGCUAUCGGCCAGAAUUUCAGAACUCUCAGCUCGUACAGGCUUUGAAUGCUUCGAGAACAACACUUUCAAACUCAGAAGUAAAUUCUCAUGACUCCCGUACUACAGAUAAGACUAACCAAGCAGUAAACCCUUGCAACUACAGCAGUAAUUUAAAGGACAGAGCUAUUCUGGAAGAUGUAAAAUACAUCGGAAUGUUUCAGAGAUAUGUGCCAAACUCCAGACAAAAAUCGAAUAUGAUUGUCAUCAAGCAUGAACCUGAACCUGUAGCAAGCCCACAAUCGGGAUUUCAGAACUCCCAGCCGGAACAGGCUUUGAGUUCUGCGAAAACAUCACUUUUGAAAUCAGAAGUUAAUUCUCAUGACUCUCGUACUACAGCGAAGACUAACCGAGAAGUAAACUCGUAUAAAUACAGCAGUAAUCUAAAGGACGAAUCUAUACUGGAAGAUGUAAAAGGCAUCAGAAUGUAUCAGCAUUCAGCCCUCGUAUGCCCGGUGUUGGGGAAAAUCAAACAAGAACCCAAGAAGGAUCAAGCUGGAAAAGUUUUGCAAGCAACUCCUCAAAAAAUUACUACACCUGCAAGGAUUUGGCACAUUCAGCCUUAUGGGGCUGCAGCUGAAGCAGGAAAACGUCUAGAAUUGGACGGAAACUCGCCUAACAUGCCGCAUUAUCUUCCUAAAACUCCCAUUAUAAAAACCAGUGCAAACAUUACACCAACUACGCAAGCAUCGGCAUUGCAACAUGGAGAUAAAAAUGGAACACCAUCAAAUGGACAGACACAGAAUAUAAUCUUCCUUAACAUGAAAUUAACUCCUAAUUCUGUACUUGGCGAAGAAAAUACUAGAUCUCCACUGGUAGGAGAAAAGUCACCAACAGGUCUCAAAUGGCUUUCCAUCAAAGAGGAAAAAGAUUCUGUACCACCAAAUCGUCCAUGCACAGAGAUUGCGGAUUGCAGGAAAAAGAAGUUGACCAUACCAGAGGGAACACCCGUGAAACCUAAUAUAAUAAGCAAAGCAAGUAAGCGGUCGAUUGUAAAAAAUAUAGCUAAAGAGUUUUCAACCACGCAUAUCGUCUCAAAUGAGCCAAGUUUAAAAGAAAAUGAUUCAUCUAAAAAUGCGGAUGAUUUGAUUUUGACGAAGAAACAUGAUACCUCUUCUACACCCAAUUUACUGAAGGACACUGUGACAUUAGUUAAAGAUGCACGUAUUAAUAAAAUUUACGCUGACGAAACAAGAGAAAGUACUUUGCCGGAUAAACAGUCUCGAAAACGAAAACCAAGUGAUGAAGAUUUCUACAUGUAUGAAGAGAAUCCUUUGAUGCAAAAUGAUGAUCCCAAGGUAGCAAAAAGACGAAUGAUGCACAAAACGACGAAUGUUCGUCAUACCAGUCUACCAGAGAAAGCGUAUUCAGUUUCACAGACCAUCAUAAGCUGCAGUAUGGAGGACGUUAUUCAUCGUCAUGACUGUGAAUACUCUGAGAGUUUUCACGACGUAUUUACGGACUGGUAUAAACCAAAUAGGAUGUUGGCGCAAGCAUUUUAUGAACACUUGCAGGGUUAUGUCUAAGAAUGCUUAUCUUUUAGUUAAAUGGUUCUAGAAUGCUUUUUCUGAUUUAUUAGGAAUUUUGUAUUAUUUUACUUUUUUAUGAAUUUCAUAAUCAAUGCUCGAUAAUUUUAGUUAUUUUGUUAAUUACUGUAGCAUUUGUUAUUCUGUGUGUAAAGCAUUGACAUUAAUUACUAUUUCAGAAUUUUUCACUUCAUUGCUUUUUACACUAAAUUAAACCUUAAAAAAUGAUUUUGUCUUCCAUGUAUUUCCAUUAAUAGAUUUCAGGAUAUUACAGCGCUUCUCGAAUAUUCAGGAUGGAACCAUUUAAAAAAGGGAGCGCAUGACUUUUGAACUUGCCGGUUUCUCCCAAACUCAGCAUAAUAAUAGCGAAUCUUACAGUGAAUAUAUAUGUAAAACGUUAGUGAAUAUAUACACACACACAAAAAAAAAAAAAAAAAAAAAAAAAAAAAAAAAAAAAAAAAAAAAAAAAAAAAAAAAAAAAAAAAAAAAAAAAAAAAAAAAAAAAAAAAAAAAAAAAAACUUGAAGUACGUAAUAAUAGCUUAACGCAAUUUAUAUUUAUUCAAAAAUGCUUAAAAUUUUAAGGAAAAGGUCGAUUUUACUAACACUCAUAAAAACCCUCUCCUACGAAAUAUAUCGUCUAGAUCGGUAUUUCUCAACUGGAUUUACUCCAAGAACCGGUAAAAUAUUUUUGUACGUUUAAUAAUUCGACUCAUUCGCACAAUUUUUUCGCAUAAAUAACUCAUGAAGACAAAUAUAAUUUUUAAAGCAUUUUAUUUGUUAUAAUUUACAUAUGCACAAUAAACUUACUUAAAAUAUUGCAUCGAAAAUAAAACUAACAAAACUCCGAGAAAAUUCCAUUUCCGAGGAUAUUUCGCGGUCCGGCAAAUAUAUUUUGCGGAUCGGCGGUUGAGAAACACUGGUCUAGAUCAUUGCUUCUUAUACGUUUGUCAUUCAUGACACCAACUUUUUGUCGUUGAGAUUUUUUGAAAACAUUGCACCUGACGCCGGAGAUAACGUGAUUUUAAUAAUACCAGUAGUAUAUCAGCCCACAUGACCUGACCACAAACUCAAGUCUUAUAACUUACAGUCUGUAAUUUGAUUAAUGGUUUUAUAAUACAUAUUAGUUUUGACAAAAAUCUUAAAACCAUACUACUAGUUUUCCAUUGUUUAAAUCUUCAGUUCUAGUUCCCCAGUUAAUUUAGGCUGUUUUCUUUAGUUAAUUUGAUCACAUUGUUAGGUUAUAUCUAACAUUGUUAGGUUGUAAACUGAUUUAUGUUCUUCACUUUAAUUUUGCUUACUAUUAAAAGAAUGAUUCAUUAAAUCAGUUUUAUAUAUCCUCAGUUGACAUUUAUGUAGCUUGCAAUAAGCUUUUGUCUGUUUACAUUCUUUCUAUCCAGUUCUCAAACAUAGGUUAUUUUAAGCAAGCAUUUUGAAAGAUUGUGCUAAAUGUUUUCACGCUAUUCAUUAUUCACACUUUGGCUAAAACACACAGCAGCUAAAACCUGACUUUGGAAUCUUACUGUCAUAUCAACAAAAUAUUAAUCAAACAAUUAGUAAAAUACAUGUAAACACAAACGACUGAGUACACAUGCCGUAGCAGAACUGCGAGUUGUCAACUUUUAUUUAAGCCUAAAUAGAUUAUUCCUUUCUAUUAUAAAUUAAUACAUUUUACGCUAUACCAAAAAACUUAAAGUAACAAAUGUAGCUCAAGAAAAUGAUGGAGUAACAGAAAAUUCGCAGAUAUCAGUUUCAGUAGCACAGGUUUAUCAAAAGUACGAAAUUUGCGAAAAAUCGCAUUAUCUGGCAGCAUCGCCCCAGAAAUUAAAUAUAGAAAUGUUUUCAUAAAUAAUUUAUUUCCUGAGUAAACAAUAUGAAUAAAAGAAAGUAGUUCUAGUAUUUUUUGUUUGAAAUAUACAAAAUUAAGGAAAUAAAUCAAGUUUUAAUGAGACGGAUGCGCGUAACAAAAAUAUAAUCUUGAUGCAAUAUUUGACAUUAUUAGACGUAAAGCAUCUUAGACAAUUUUCACCCGUAAACGGUAUUUUGAUUUAAGAAGCAUUCAAAGCUGAAUAAGUUUUACAUGAAUAUGUGGUUCUGAAUGACAGACAAAUAUUUAAUUCAGUUUAAAAAUUGUGUGAAAUUCGAAGGAUUUUUGUAGAAACUCAAGAUCUAAAUUUGAGUUCAGUGAAUUUAUUUUGGGUUUUAUAUGGCAUAUUAUGAAUCUCAUUCAUGUCAAAUAAUGCGAUUUUUUUAAAAAAUCUCAUUAAUGAAAUUUUUAAAUUCAUGAAUCUGAAUUAAAUUUUCGCGACCCCAUCAUUUCACUUUGCAACCCCAUUUGGGGGCCCGACCUAUAGUUUAAGAAACGCUUGUCUAGAACGUUAGAUUGACACCUAUUUUCCUACAUUUUAUCUUUUUGUUUUACAAAACGCCCUUUAACAUCAGAGAAGUAACGACAUUAUUUUGUAUUAUUGGGAAAAAAGAUUCGGUAAUAAAGGAAAAUAUUCAUUUAAAUUUCUAACAAAUGCAGAAGUGCGAAAGACAAAUCGGAAUCUGACAUAUAGAGAGAAGCAAGUGGGGGCAUUUUUUUUCCUCACUUAUUGUUGAGAAGUUCUAAUAAUCCAACUUAGAUUUAAGUUCCUCUACAGAUAUCGUUCCGGCGAAAUCGCUGAUUCAAAAGUGAUGCGCUUUCUUUGUGACUAACUGGUUUUAAAUAAUAUACUGAAAAUUUUGCUUUUCAGCUUAUCUUAUACGUAGUAUAUAUAUAUAUAAAGUAAUUCCAUUAUUGUUAGAAUGGGAUAAUGCCACAUACCCCUAUAUUGGCAGGUAACAAACGGUAUUGAGUAGAGACUGUAUCGAUGUGUCGAGUGCUAAAAUCAUUCGUUAUAGCGAAAGGUGGUGGUACUUACCAACCUAGGUACAAAAAUGAAACCCUAGGCUGGUAAAUACUAUGAAACCUCUCGUGCGAACCAGCUGUUUAAGAUAAAAUAUUCCAAAGUGUACUUAAGAACAUAACUGUAUUGAAAACUAUAAUGUUAUGUAAAACAAGCAUUUCCACAAAAGACCAAAACUAUUUGGAAAUAUGGCAAUCGUUCGAGGAAAAAUUUAAGGUAUUUUGAAAUGGAAUUUUCUAUUUACAGUUUCUUUUACUUCUUGUCUUUGCGAAUUAUACUACUUUGCCUUGUGAAAUGUAUUGAAAUUUCUUAAUACUGUCCGCUUUCUAAACGGAACGUCAUUAUUUGACCUCAGAAUUUCUGAGACUAUAAAGAAAUAACGUGACGGAGAAGAAUGUUUUGUAAGGCGAUCACCUCUAUGGAACACCGUAAUCAGCAGUACCAUGCGUGGUCGUCUGAGGGGAAAGUUCCAUUCAAUCUGUAAUUUUAUCUGGGACGGUUAAUUAUUUUAUACAUUGAUUUUUUCCCUUUAUCCUUAUCUGUUAGGAACAUUUUGUAAUAUUAUAAAUACUUCAUAUCUUAAGUAAUAUUUGUAUAAUUUUAAUUUUAAAAACUUUUUUAAGUAGAGUGUACUAAGAUUUUAUACACACACCUAAUUAUUUCAAUUAUAAAUGUUUUGCUGUGUAGAUCCAUACUUAUGUAUUUUUAUUUACAUUUAUGAAAUUUAAAAAUCGAAAACCUGUUAAUGCAAUUAAUUAGUAACCUUUUAAAAUAUAUUUUGCUUAUUUUAUACCAAUUUUUAUAAGUGAUUUCCUCUGUAAUUUACUUAAAUGAUAAAUUAUCUCUCUAAAUAUUAAGAAACUUGAAAAGUAUAACAUUGAUCACAUUUAUAUAUUACACAAUUUAUAUAAUUUCAUGUGUGUUAUCUAAGAUAUUUUAUUCUGUCUCAUUGAU